AUGUGGGAGGCGGGUGAGGAGGGUGAGGAGGUGGGUGAGGAGGGGGGUGAGGGGGGGGGGGGGGGUGAAGCGGUGGGGGAGGAGGGGGGUGAGGAGGUUGGUAUGGAGGUGGGUGAGGGGGGUGAGGAGGUGGGUGAGGAGAUGUGUGAGGAGGUGGGUGAGGAGGUGGGUAUGGAGGUGGGGGAGGAGGGGGGUGAAGAGGUGGGUGAGGGGGGUGAGGAGGUGGGUAUGUGGGUGAGGAGAUGGGUGAGGAGGUGGGGGAGGAAGGGGGAUGAGGAGAUGGGUGAGGAGGGGGGUGAGGAGAUGGGUGAGGAGGUGGGUGAGGAGGUGGGUCUGGAGAUGGGUGAGGAGGAGGGUGAGGAGAUGGGUGAGGAGGGGGGUGAGGAGGUGGGUGAGGAGGGGGGUGAGGAGGGGGGUGAGGAGAUGGGUGAGGAGGGGGGUGAGGAGGUGGGUGAGGAGGGGGGUGAGGAGGGGGGUGAGGAGGAGGGUGAGGAGAUGGGUGAGGAGGAGGGUGAGGAGAUGGGUGAGGAGAUGGGUGAGGAGGGGGGUGAGGAGGGGGGGGAGGAGAUGGGUGAGGAGGGGGGUGAGGAGGGGGGUGAGGAGGUGGGUGAGGAGGAGGGUGAGGAGAUGGGUGAGGAGAUGGGUGAGGAGGGGGGUGAGGAGGGGGGUGAGGAGGUGGGUGAGGAGGGGGGUGAGGAGAUGGGUGAGGAGAUGGGUGAGGAGGGGGGUGAGGAGGUGGGUGAGGAGGGGGGUGAGGAGGUGGGUGAAGAGGUGGGGGAGGAAGGGGGUGAGGAGGUGGGUGAGGAGGGGGGUGAGGAGGGGGGUGAGGAGGUGGGUGAGGAGGGGGGUGAGGAGGGGGGUGAGGAGGGGGGUGAGGAGGGGGGUGAAGAGGUGGGUGAAGAGGUGGGGGAGGAAGGGGGUGAGGAGGUGGGUGAGGAGGUGGGUGAGGAGGUGGGUGAGGAGGGGGGUGAGGAGGGGGGUGAGGAGGGGGGUGAGGAGGCUCCCUGUGGACCUGCUGCUGCUGUAAACAAGGCCAAGCCCAAAGUGCCGCAGCCUCCGGCACAUUAA
This is a messenger RNA of Knipowitschia caucasica, 1068 nucleotides long. The record is from the annotation of a GenBank genome assembly. NCBI's taxonomy places the organism in Eukaryota, Metazoa, Chordata, Actinopteri, Gobiiformes, Gobiidae.